Molecule: messenger RNA, 350 nt
Organism: Staurois parvus
Lineage: Eukaryota; Metazoa; Chordata; Amphibia; Anura; Ranidae
Source: the annotation of a GenBank genome assembly
GACAAAAAAUGGAACACACCAGCAGUGUGAGGAGACCUGAAAGUGGCACAUGGCAUGGCAGAGUGUGGCGAUGGAGACAGCAGCAAUGGGAGGCCGUACAGGGGACCCAUGAGACACUGUGGACCUGGCAGCAGCAUGAGGAGGCGGUACAGGGGCCCAUGGCAGAUUAGGGGCCUGGCAGCAGCUAUGGGAGGCCCGUAAUCUGCCAGCACCCUAUGACAAAAAAUGGAACACACCAGCAGUGUGAGGAGACCUGAAAGUGGCACAUGGCAGAGUGUGGCGAUGGAGACAGCAGCAAUGGGAGGCCGUACAGGGACCCAUGAGAGACUCUGGACCUGGCAGCAGCAUGA